CUUUUCCUUCAUCCCUUCUCUCUUCAUCAUCUCCAAGAACCAGUCUUCUCACCCAACCUAGCCAUGUCCUCGCCUAUCGAAGUUGUCAACAUGUCCCCUGAGGACUACCGCAAGCGCAAGGUCGCUCUUGUCACCGGUACGGUAUUUCCCCGCUUCCCCCUCCCCAAAGUGUUCGUUCACCGACUUUUUCGCAGUCUCAUCUCGUUCAUCAAGACGAGGGGUCAUCUCGUCCUCUGAUCAGUUUGGGAGCCGAAAGAAAAGGGCAGGACACGAGUAAUUGAUAUGUUAUUUUUUUCGCGACCUGAUCACUCAUGGUGCACAACCUUCUAUAUUUUUUUCUUGUUACUCUGAAACUCACAGGUAUCACUGGUCAGGACGGCUCCUACUUGGCCGAGCUUUUGAUCGAGAAGGGUUACCAGGUUCAUGGAAUCAUUCGUCGAUCCUCGUCCUUCAACACUGGCAGAAUCGAGCACCUCUACAAGGAUGCCCACGAGAACCCUAAGAUGCGUCUUCACCACGGUGACUUGACGGAUUCGACCUGCUUGGUUCACAUCAUCUCCAAG
Gamsiella multidivaricata is the source of this 563-nucleotide messenger RNA. RefSeq lists its product as uncharacterized. The record is from RefSeq and is a predicted model, not a curated record. Bases 64 to 237 code for a protein of 57 amino acids. Lineage: Eukaryota; Fungi; Mortierellomycota; Mortierellomycetes; Mortierellales; Mortierellaceae. The transcript is spliced from 2 exons.